Messenger RNA from Aureobasidium musti, 330 nucleotides. NCBI's taxonomy places the organism in Eukaryota, Fungi, Ascomycota, Dothideomycetes, Dothideales, Saccotheciaceae. The record is from the annotation of a GenBank genome assembly.
AUGCUCGGUCCUCUCGUCGGCGCAAGCAUGCUCAUCGUAGCCACCACCGUCUUUCUCUACUACACCAUCUGGACGCUGGUUAUGGUACAUUUUCCGCCAUUGCCUAUCUCUAUCUUCUCCAAGCCUCUAACGCUCUACCCGCACAGCNCAUUCGUCGACUCGUCGCACCCCUCCCAGUCGCUCUUCCNNCCCCCUCGUGUCUGGGCAAUUCGUCUCCCUGUUAUCCUCAUCUUGGUCGGAGGUGCUGUUGUCGGCUCUUUCCUGUCCCUGAUCAUGAUCAAAAGCAACCGUCAAAAGGCUCUCAAGGCUCAGAAAGCAAAGGCAAAGUAG